Messenger RNA from Kluyveromyces marxianus DMKU3-1042, 603 nucleotides. It is a transcript of the gene YKT6, whose product is annotated as palmitoyltransferase YKT6. Gene Ontology annotation, biological process: endoplasmic reticulum to Golgi vesicle-mediated transport. The record is from RefSeq and is a predicted model, not a curated record. The coding region runs from base 1 to 603 and encodes 200 amino acids. The transcript has a single exon. NCBI's taxonomy places the organism in Eukaryota, Fungi, Ascomycota, Saccharomycetes, Saccharomycetales, Saccharomycetaceae. Gene Ontology annotation, cellular component: membrane; Golgi apparatus. Gene Ontology annotation, molecular function: SNAP receptor activity.
AUGAAGAUAUACUACAUUGGCGUGUUGAGAAACAGCGGGGACAAGACCCUAGAGUUGAGUUCAGUGAAGGACUUGAGCGAGUUUGGGUUUUUCGAGAGGAACAGUGUGGCACAGUUUAUGUCAUUUUUCAGUGAGACUGUUGCGGGCAGGACCAGUGCUGGACAAAGACAAAGUGUUGAAGAAGGGAAAUACGUUGGACAUGUGUAUGCGAGGUCUGAGGGGAUUUGCGGGGUGCUGAUCACGGAUAAGGAGUAUCCUGUGAGACCAGCAUACACGCUAUUGAACAAGAUUUUGGAUGAGUACUUGGUGGCGCACCCUCCAUUGGAAUGGAAGGAUGUUGCGGAGACGAACGACUCGCUCAAGUUGAAAGAGUUGGAUAUAUAUAUUUCGAAGUACCAGGAUCCGUCGCAAGCGGACGCGAUCAUGCGUGUGCAACAGGAGCUAGACGAGACCAAGAUCACGUUGCACAAGACGAUCGAGAACGUGUUGCAGAGGGGUGAGAAGUUGGACAAUCUAGUGGACAAGUCGGAGUCGCUUUCUGCGGCCUCCAGAAUGUUUUACAAGCAGGCCAAGAAGACCAACUCGUGUUGCAUUGUGAUGUAG